AUGUCCCAUGGCAAAGUUAUAGCUGUCGAUAAUCCCGUCAUCUACAAAGCGCUUACCUCGUCCGGCCCUGUCGUCGUCGAUUUCUUCGCCACGUGGUGCGGUCCUUGCCGGGCGGUAGCGCCUAAGGUGGGAGAGCUUAGCGAGAAGUACUCCAAUGUGCGAUUUAUCCAGGUCGAUGUCGAUAAGGUGCGCUCUGUGGCGCAGGAGAUGAAUAUCCGGGCGAUGCCGACGUUUGUGCUGUAUAAGGAUGGUCAGCCUCUGGAGAAGAGGGUUGUUGGUGGGAAUGUGAGGGAGUUGGAGGAGAUGAUUAAGAGUAUUUCUGCUUAA
Aspergillus fumigatus Af293 is the source of this 327-nucleotide messenger RNA. It is a transcript of the gene aspf28, whose product is annotated as thioredoxin family protein. NCBI's taxonomy places the organism in Eukaryota, Fungi, Ascomycota, Eurotiomycetes, Eurotiales, Aspergillaceae. The record is from RefSeq and is a predicted model, not a curated record.